Messenger RNA from Heterocephalus glaber (naked mole-rat), 1428 nucleotides. Lineage: Eukaryota; Metazoa; Chordata; Mammalia; Rodentia; Bathyergidae. The record is from RefSeq and is a predicted model, not a curated record.
AUGAAGAUAUGCAAAUGUUGUUUUAAAUACAUCCUCCAGCAGAAAGUUUUCAUCCUGUUUUUAAUCCUAUGGCUGUUCUCCUUGUUAAAGCUUUUAAAUGUGGAAAGGCUCCUCUUUCCUCAGAGAGGUAUUUACUUGGUGGAGUACUCCUUAAGCACCUCACCUUUUGUGAGAAACAGGUACACCCACAUUAAAGAUGAAGUCAGGUGUGAAGUUAACUGUUCUGGGAUCUAUGUGCAGGAAACUUUGGAAAUUGGCAAGAGUCUGGAGAUACAGAAACGAGAUAUCAUUGACUUGGAGGAUGAUGAUGUUGUGACAAUAACCAGUGAUUGUGACGUUUAUCAGACUUUAAGAAGGUACCAUCAUAAGCUCGUGUCAAGGGAAGAGAAGAGCUUCCCGAUAGCUUAUUCUUUGGUCGUCCAUAAAGAUGUGAUUAUGGUUGAAAGGCUCAUCCAUGCUAUAUACAACCAGCACAAUAUCUACUGCAUCCAUUACGACCUUAAGUCACCUGAUACCUUCAAAGCAGCCAUGAACAACUUAGCUAAGUGUUUGUAUUUUUUCAUUGCUUCCAAGUUAGAAGCUGUGGAAUAUGCCCACAUUUCCAGGCUCCAAGCUGAUUUAAAUUGCUUAUCAGACCUUCUGAGGUCUUUGGUUCCAUGGAAAUACGUCAUCAACUUAUGUGGGCAAGAUUUUCCCCUGAAGUCAAAUUUCGAAUUAGUGUCAGAGUUGGAGAAACUCAAUGGAACAAACAUGUUAGAAACAGUGAAACCCCCUCACAGUAAUAUGGAAAGAUUUACUUAUCACCAUGAGCUCAGACGAGUGCCUUAUGAAGACGUGAAGCUACCAAUAAGGACAAACAUCUCCAAGGAAGCACCCUCUCAUAACAUUGAGAUAUUUGUGGGGAGUACCUAUUUCAUUUUGAGCCAAACAUUUAUUAAAUAUAUUUUCAACAACUCCCUCAUUGAAGACUUUUUUCCUGGUCUAAGGAUACAUACUCCCGAUGAGCACUUCUGGGUUACUUUAAUCAGGGUACCAGGAAUACCUGGGGAGAUUUCCAGGUCAGCCCAAGAUGUGUCUGACCUACAGAGUAAGACCCGCCUUGUCAAAUGGAAUUAUUACGAAGGCUUUUUCUAUCCCAGUUGUACUGGCACUCAUCUUCGAAGUGUGUGUAUUUAUGGAGCUGCAGAAUUGAGGUGGUUUAUAAAAGAUGGACAUUGGUUUGCUAAUAAAUUUGAUUCUAGGCUGGAUCCUAUCUUCAUUAAAUGCUUGGCAGAAAAGCUUGAAGAACAACAGAGAGAGUGGAUUGCUUUGUCUUCAGAAAGGGAAGCCAUGGCUUACCCUCAUCACAUGGUGAUCUCGAUAUCUUCUCCAUGUAACAAUGAGGAUUCUGCUGAAGACACGUACGGAGUAUGUGGUGAACCUGGGUAA